Linum tenue is the source of this 2102-nucleotide messenger RNA. Lineage: Eukaryota; Viridiplantae; Streptophyta; Magnoliopsida; Malpighiales; Linaceae. The record is from the annotation of a GenBank genome assembly.
AACCAGGCGAAAACCAGGGCUUUUGCAAGUUCUGCUAUCCGCCAUUGUUAUUGCCUGCCUUCUUCCUUCACCCACACAUUGCGUAUAGUUUCUGUUUUCCUCUUGUAGUCUCCCAAUCGAACAUUCCUUCCUUCGCUCGAUUUGAAAAGCCGAGAGAAUAUAACGUCAAUGUGCUCCUCGCUCAUCGCCAGCUGAUGUUCCGUCUUCCGUGAAACCCUUCUGCGAUUUCUGGCAGUAUGGGAGCUCAGAAGAGCAUCCAUGCAGGGAAAGCCAAGAUUGAUGUGAAUGUUGAUUUAACUCACAAGCUAUGUACCUCUUUGAUGCUCCUCCCUCCUAUUCCUAUCAGGGACGGUGGGAGUCCUCUGUCACUGGUUAUUGGAAGUCUUUGCAUCAAGCACCCUAAUUUAUUUGGGGGAAGUGAGAAGCUGGAUGUGUCAUGGGACAAAGGACUUUAUGAUUCAACCGUUUUAGUGGCUUAUAGGAGGCCAAGACCAGAAUGGCUUCCUCAACAAUGUUUUGUCCUUCAGCAUUCUGUUUCGCCUGAAAUCGGGGUACAUGGUACACCAGUUGACAAUUUUUCUCGAUCUGGGAGUGGAGGUGUGAAUCUGUCCCGAUUAUCACUCGGUGUUGAUCUUAAUGAGCCGGCGAGUUCUAACUGGACUAGCACAACUAGUAUUAAAUUUGAGCAUGUCAACAUACUAAGUGAUGAUGGCCGCUCUAUUACUAGGGAUAUGGAGGGGUUUCCAGUGACUUGUAGUGGCAGUACACAUGACAGCAUGGUAGUUCUUAAGCAAGAGUCUCGAUAUGCAAAGGCAACUAAUGACAGUUUUUCUCGUUUCAGUAUGCAAAUAGAACAAGGGAUUCCUGUUCUGUCCAAGUGGCUAAUUUUCAAUAAGUUCAAGUUUGUUGCAACAAAAGGUCUCAAACUUGGACCGGCAUUUCUCGUUGCAAGCCUGACAGGUGGUUCCAUCGUAGGGGACAUGGCUCCUUAUCAAGCAUUUGCAGUAGGCGGCCUUGGUAGUGUGCGAGGGUAUGGUGAGGGUGCUGUUGGAUCAGGAAGAUCAUGUCUGGUUGCUAAUAGUGAAUUGACAUUGCCCUUGACCGAGACUUUGAAUGGUGCUCUAUUCUUGGACUGUGGAUCCGAUUUGGGAUCUGGCCGCCUUGUACCUGGAAACCCAGCACUGAGGCAAGGGAAACCCGGGUCUGGGACGGGGUUCGGUUAUGGUCUUCGGUACAAGUCUCCUAUCGGGCACUUGCAGAUUGACUAUGCUAUGAACUCAUUUAAGCAGAAAACUGUCUUCUUUGGCAUCAGCAACCUUGGUUUAUGAAUGUUCUUUGUUUCGCCAAGAAAAGGUUUGCUGCUUCACCUCUUUUCAACCAUAAGAACAACUGCAGGUUGCAGUAGCAACGUCGUAAGAAGAGCAGAGUCCAGUCUUCGUUUGACACCAGCAUUGUCUUUAAUUAUUGUUUCAUUUUUAGGGGCUUGCUGGUUUCGAGUAUAUACAAUUGAGUUAGGCAUUCACUAGUGAACUCUCAUUUACUUGUAGUUGUUUCCCAGGCACUAUUUUGACAAGACAUUUAGAUCCUUAUUGGGAAAGAACUGUUAUUAUCAUUACAAACCACUUUUAUCAGUUCCAAUAAGGACUGAUGCCAAAUUUAGCCCUCGAAACUUCAAUACAGCUGUGCGGGAGCCAGGAGCCCCUAAACUUUGUGUUUUUACGCAGGACGAGCCCUUGAACCUAGGCCCUAGCAACUUCUCCAAGCUUUACCAUUCAUGUCAAAGUCGAUAGAAUUGGUCUUUACGGUCAAACUCUAUAUAGAUGGGAACAUAUUGUAAAGCUUAGGAAUAAGAGGUACAAGUUUGUCGCAUUAGUAAAGUUGGUGGCCUUAAGGUCAAACUCUAUAUAGAUGGGAUAGUGGGGAAAAAAGGUUGCUGCCGUUUUGGUUUGCAGGCGAAAAGGAUUCCAUUUUCUUCUUCUUGUUCUAUAUACCUUUCUGGCCAUGGCGACGUGAGCAGUGAGGGGAGAGGGAAACUCUCUUGUCGGGUGUGUGAAACCCAAGAGAAGCUUCCUCACUCCAACUUAAACCUCUAAUUUGAUGCU